CAUCUGGCCAGGUUUGUGUCCGGGCGACGAAACCGAAGCUCGGCUUUGGAAAUCUGGGGAAGGCGACGAACAAUCCGAGGAGCUCCGCCUCUUCUUCUCCCCCACCCCCCACUGGCGACGGCGACGGAGGAGAGGCGAGGGUGAAAAUUUCCCACCAACCGGAGCGCGUGCCUGCCGAUGGAGGUCUCAGCCAGGCUCCGCCCGCCGCCCUCGACGACGGCGCCUCCCCGCCACGGCGGAGGGUCCCUGGGGCGGCUGCUCCCUUCGGCCCGGCCCGCCGCCCGCGCGGUCUCCGCCAAGAUCAGGGCAAGUGCAAUUAAUGACCUGCAGAGAAGCAAGAGUAGCCUCGAAGCACUGUUCUGCUACGACAAAGCUGUUCCAGAGGAGAAUAUUGGGAAACCAGCCGGCCUAGAUUUGGAAAAGAAGGAGGUUGGGAAGAAUCCUCCAUGCGUGCGCUGCGAAACUAAAGGCGCCGUGCUGUGCGCAACCUGUGCUGGCUCAGGCUUGUACGUCGACUCGAUAAUGGAGAGCCAAGGAAUCAUCGUAAAGGUCAGAUGCCUAGGUUGUGGAGGAACUGGAAGCAUCAUGUGCUCCACGUGCGGAGGCCGUGGGCACACCUGAAUUGUUUGUUGAUGUCUCUCACAAACAAGGCAAUGAAAUUCAAGUGGCAUCCUCUUGGUGCACGUCCAUCAUCGGCCAGGACUCGAGCAGUAAUCUGUAUGCAUUUUACUGACGAUUCAUAGUUGGACGAUGGUCGGGGUUUCUGACUAGCAAGGAUAUUCAGAGCAUACUGCGGACAAUUUCACUGUACUAAAGGAUACGGUGCCGAGUCCGGUGUUGUACCUUGAGUCUGUCUACUUGUGGUAGAGCGUGUUGACAUUGUUUUGCUUUUGUAUCAAAAAUUGUUUCAGUUGUGACACUUUA
Messenger RNA from Triticum aestivum (bread wheat), 924 nucleotides. RefSeq names its product protein PHOTOSYSTEM I ASSEMBLY 2, chloroplastic. The record is from RefSeq and is a predicted model, not a curated record. The transcript has 3 exons. Bases 178 to 621 code for a protein of 147 amino acids. Lineage: Eukaryota; Viridiplantae; Streptophyta; Magnoliopsida; Poales; Poaceae.